UCUCAUACACGUUCGUUUAAAUCUUGAAUACAUAAUAAAGCAUUAAUGAAGUACAUCUCUCGCGUAUUGUGCUUGCCAAUAGCCAAAAGCUGUUGUUAAUCUAAGUAAAACGGGUAAAGGAAUUAUUAAAAGUAUUGAAAGUGGUACGACUGUAACUGAAACAAUUAGAAGUAAGAGUGCGAUUGGUGGCCUGAAUAAUAAAAAGUACAUAAGAGACCUGUAUGAGUAUGCGUCUUGGAACAUCGCCAAGCUAUUGGUAUAAAACGAGGUCUCGUAUUCGACGUGUCCGAAUGGUCUUACACGUCUAAUGCGCUGGAAUAUUGGUCUUUUCUUAAUGACAUAGUUUGGAAUGGGAUAAAAGUAAUUCUGUAUUUGAAGCUCGAGACGCGCCAUUGCUCUAGCACCCACUAAAAGAACCCAGCCGAAUCCCAAUCCAAUUGGUAGAGUGAUCAGUAAACUCGCGGUGAUGACGCUUCCCACAAAGCAGAAUAUCCAGGCGAAUAAUGCCAAAGGGAAUGAAAUAACGGACAAAUGAGCUAACGCCUUCCACUGGAAGGUACUAAACGUGCCCGCCCAGUACCUUUCCCAGACUGUCCGGUCAUCGUCAACCAGUUCCUCCUCCUCAUCGUAUUCCUCGUGCUGCCGCAAUAGUGGUGCAUCUUCUGGUGCAAAUUCGUCCGAUACCCUUGGCGUAGCUGACGUACUCGCUCGCUGGUUGUUCUCGUAUGGAGGUGGUGGAGUAUCUAAUACACAAAUCGUCCUCUCAUCUCCCACAUUCAGAUAAAGCAGUUUCUGUUGGCUAGUAUUCUCAGCCAUCGUGGUGGUUUACAAACAAGGAGAUACGAAAAUCAUUUAUUUCACAACAGAGUAUAGCUCUUCGUUAAGUGCAUUCUCUCUAUCGUCUUCACGGGCAUGCAGUAUACUGGGUCUACUUGCUCUAAAUCUGGGUAUCCCAUCAUCGAAAGCCCUGCAACACCAAAUAAUGUGUGGUAGACAUCAGCCACGUCCCCUGGUCUGUCUGCUAUUCCACCAUUGUCAGGAUCUUGCGAGCUCAAAAUGAAUGACAUGAGCUUUUCUUUGUUUAUCCAGUGUAGUCUAUGCAGUAUGCUCAAUCCCGAAAGCACCCACCAGGAAUAGCACACAUCUUCCAACUUCUGAGGACGUCCAUUGAGCCCUCCACUCUCUACUUGGCGCUCAGACAGCCACCAGCUCAGAUUGUCUCGGUCGAUGAUGUCAAGUCUGUCAAGAAUAGCGAGUGCGGCUACAGCGGUGAAUACCUGUCCAGAAUGUGUCUCCGCGCUGAUAUUGUUACCAAAUCCUCCGUCGAAGUUCAUACAUUGCUUGAACCAGUCUACAAUUCUAUCUUUGAUGGCUACACCAUUCUCCUUCUCAUCUAACUUAUGCAAUGCACCUAAUAGACUCAAAGCACUGACCGCGCAGUAGGUGAAACGGGUGUCUGACUCCCCCCAUUCAUCGCCGGUGAAGAAACCCUCGUUCUUUGGCCGGAGGGAGAGGAUAUAAUUUAUAACUUUAUCUGUGUCAAUUCCCGAUUCUUGUAUUGCGUCGUGUAUCGCCAACACUUGAAUGGCUGAUAACGUCGAUAACAUGUGCGAAUCAUGAUUAGGAUGGCUACCAAAUCCACCAAGCUUAUUAUCCCAACAGCUGUAUACAUAAUCAAUCGUUUGUUGUCUAUCUAGUGCGUCUAUUCUCUUUAAUAAAGCUAAGCAAGUGACAGCCCAGUAUAUCCCAUUCAAACGGAGGUGUUCUGUGAGGUGGAAUCCUAGUGUAUUAUCUGCUUUGCCAAGUUGUACGAUAUAUUCGACGUGUUUGUCCCUCAAUAAAUUCGCUGGACCUUCCAUAUCGAUUCCUUGAAGAAGACAGUCAAGUUGAACGAUAGAAAUGCCACCAAAGAGAGACGCAGAAGAGGCUGCAUUGGAUAACAACAAUGACACACAAAAGGAAGCUUCUUCUUUGAAUAAAUUUGGUCUGCCAAAAAAAAAGUUCUACAGACAGCGCGCACACGCCAAUCCAUUCAGUGAUCACCAGCUGGACGUUCCCCUUCACCCUCAUCACAAAGAUUGGGCUGCACACUUUCCUGCAUAUGCAGACGAGCUCAAGAGCAGAACAAAGGGUGUAGAAAUGGCGGAUGUCGGUUGUGGAUUCGGUGGUCUUAUCGUAUCACUCGCACCAAGGUUUCCCAAUACACUUAUGCUUGGUAUGGAAAUACGUCCACAGGUUACACAAUAUGUUCACGAUAGAAUCACUGGUCUUCGCAACCUCGCUGAGAAGGGUGAGACAGAAAUGCCGGCGAAGUUGGAGUCACAAGCUGACGGUAAGGGCGGUUAUCAAAAUGCCUCAGUUAUACGUGCAAAUGCAAUGAAGUUCCUGCCGAACUUCUUUGAAAAGGGACAACUCAAGAAGAUUUUCUUCCUCUUCCCAGACCCACACUUUAAAGCACGCAAGCACAAGGCAAGGAUUAUUACACAAACACUUCUCUCAGAAUAUGCCUAUGUCUUGGCUCCAAAUGCGAUGCUUUUCAAUAUAACAGACGUGCCGGAUCUCUUCAGCUGGAUGCAGAUGCAUUUAGAAAAACAUCCAUUAUUCGAGCGCAUACCUGAUGAGGAACUCUCUGAGGAGGACCAAGUUGCACUCAGCUGCGUUAAGAGUGAAACAGAGGAGGGCAAGAAAGUAACGCGUAACGGUGGCGGCAGACAAUGGGCCACCUGGCGUAGAAUACCUGAUCCAGUUAUAUAGAAUAUGUAUAUUUUUAUUUUUAUUUAAUUCGUCCCUUAUCACCU
Molecule: messenger RNA, 2798 nt
Organism: Wallemia mellicola CBS 633.66
Lineage: Eukaryota; Fungi; Basidiomycota; Wallemiomycetes; Wallemiales; Wallemiaceae
Exons: 10
Coding region: 1900-2754 (284 amino acids)
Biological process (GO): RNA (guanine-N7)-methylation; tRNA methylation
Cellular component (GO): tRNA methyltransferase complex
Molecular function (GO): tRNA (guanine(46)-N7)-methyltransferase activity
Source: RefSeq, a predicted model, not a curated record